This is a messenger RNA of Racocetra persica, 239 nucleotides long. The record is from the annotation of a GenBank genome assembly. Lineage: Eukaryota; Fungi; Glomeromycota; Glomeromycetes; Diversisporales; Gigasporaceae.
ACGAUAAUACCAAUCAAAAUAACUCUACUAGUACCACAAAGACUAUAUCAAAUAACAAAGAAAAAACUAGUACUCGUUCACUUAAAGGCUAUAUAACAGGCAGUAUAUCAACUGCAGUCUCUAGAUUACACAAACCCAACAAGCGGUCAACAGCCCAAGUCAAUAUUCUGGAUAUAAUACUACUCACCAAAAUACCCAGAUUGGCAGCAACAAAAAUAUCCCAAAUCUACACCAAUUAA